AUGAUUUAUACCAAAGCAGUUUUUGCGCUGCUAAUAAAUUUAAUUUUAUUACAAUGCCGUUUUUUUAAAACUAUGGCCUACACACAAAUUUCCACUAGUGGUAGAAGAGCAGAUGAUGGUGUCAAUGAUGGAGGAGGUCCUAAAAUAUACAAAGCAGUCAAUUUUGAUUUAAUAUUUCCAAAGAGUUUUAAUUCAAGUGAAAAUGUAAUCUCUACAACACCUGAAACUAUUCCCUCGCCAACAAAGACAGCUACUGCAGCAUUUGUUGGUCAACCAUAUUAUCCUUUGGCACAAUUGAACGAACCAACGUACACAGCCACGGCAGUAGAACAACGGGAGCCAACUCUAUUUAUUACACCACGACCAGCAGUGGCACCAACAACGACAGCACCAUCUAAUGAGGCUGGCAUUUACUAUGACACACAACAAAACACGAAUAGCAAUAACUACAAUGAACAAGUGGUGACACAAAAUGCCAUAAAUAUUCAGCAGCAACAACAACAACUAAAUGAUAAUAGCAAAGCCGAAAAGGAGCAGGAGCCAGAGCAACAACAACAACAAUAUUUAGCUACUGGUCGUGCUGUCGAUUAUCAUACUGGUUAUCCCUUUGGUCAACUUAUCACGCCAUUAAUCAAAAAUGCACCACGUCCUGUGUAUCGCAAACCCGUAACAUCGUAUUCAACAUUCCCAUCAUCAUCAUCAUCGGUGGCAGCAGCAGCUGCUAAGUUAGCCGCAGCACCAUCAAAUGUUGGCAAAAUUAUCUAUCCUCAGGCCAUGUAUCAACAAAAGCCACCAAGCCAAGCAGAAAUUGAUAAGUUACGCGGCAAAGGUAAGCAGCGAGAUCGUUUUUCUCCCAGUGAAGGUGUUGCCUCACAUAAUUUUAAGUCGAAUCAUGAUCACUCACAUGAUCACAAUCAUCAAAAUCAUGCACCCUCCUAUACACCGGUUGGAAAGACACCCUCCGCUUCCAAUGUGGUAAAUUCGUAUGUGCCACCCAGCAAUCUAUAUUCAUUUCCUCCCAAUAAUGUCAAUUAUCCUUCGCAAUCGCAAGAUACUAAAGAUGCUUUGCCUUCGGGAAAGGUGAAUUCAUAUUCUGCUCCAGCCUCGGGACCUUUGAAAAAUUCUAACUAUAAUUUAGACACAUCUAGUAGUAAUAGUAGUCCAUAUCAAUAUAAUGGGCCAGUAAGUGCGGGUUAUUUACCACCCUCAAAUGGUGGUGAUGGUGGUGGUGAUAAUGGAGAUGGAAAGGAUGAGGGUAAAAAUAAUGAUGGUGGGGGAGAUGGCGACUUUGAUAAUGGCGGAGGAGAUGAUUCUGUGGGUGUUUUACCAGCCAGUGCUAUGGAUCAGGGCGGUGAUGGUAAUGGUGAUAUGUCAAGCGAUAUGGCUGGUGAUAUGGGAGGUGAUAUGGGAGGAGAUAUGGCUGGUUCCAUGGAUACUCAAGAUGCUCCCGAUGACCAUUCAUAUGAUACAGGAAAGGAAUAUCCUACGCCACCGCCCGGUUGGUUGAAAGAACAUCCCGAAUCGGCUCAAGAUCAUCCCCAUCAUGAUCAUCAUCCUGAAAAACCCGAUAUAGAGUUCGAUCAUAGCCAUGAUCAUCAUCAUCAACCCGAUAUUAUAUUUGAUCAUGAUCACGAUCACUAUCAUCAUUCCUAUCCCUCAUAUCCAUCCUAUCCCUCAUAUCAUCAUCAUUAUCCUGAAAUUAUUUAUGAUGAUCAUCAUCAUGAUCAUCAUGUUGAGCCGCCACCGACCACAACGGAAGCCCCACUACCCGAACCACCACCAGAGCCACGUGUUAAGAAAUACAGUUAUUUCUAUAUUGGCCGUAAACUUUGGUAUAUUCCUUUGUAUUUCACCAUUUGGUUUAGUUUUUAUGUGCUGUGGUUGAUUUUGAAAUCUAUAGCCAGACAUAAGGUUAAUUUACCCAAUCAUUAUGUUUCCCGCAGAAGUGUGAAUUAUGAUUUCUCCAAAAACAAACAGGAAACUCUAAAUCAACUUACUGUGUCUGUUUUAGAUCAAAUUGAUAAAUUUAAGAGAAAAUAUAUGAACUGAUUAAAAAAAAAACAAACAUUGUGGGUAAAACGAACAAAAUACGUGUACAAAGUUAAAAUAUUAAUAAAUAAUUAAGAAUUUUCUAAUAAAAAUUAAA
Messenger RNA from Calliphora vicina (urban bluebottle blowfly), 2146 nucleotides. RefSeq names its product myb-like protein AA. NCBI's taxonomy places the organism in Eukaryota, Metazoa, Arthropoda, Insecta, Diptera, Calliphoridae. Bases 1 to 2049 code for a protein of 682 amino acids. The transcript is spliced from 5 exons. The record is from RefSeq and is a predicted model, not a curated record.